Molecule: messenger RNA, 6860 nt
Organism: Sorex fumeus (smoky shrew)
Lineage: Eukaryota; Metazoa; Chordata; Mammalia; Eulipotyphla; Soricidae
Gene: TRIOBP
Product: TRIO and F-actin binding protein
Biological process (GO): positive regulation of substrate adhesion-dependent cell spreading; actin filament organization
Cellular component (GO): actin cytoskeleton
Molecular function (GO): actin filament binding
Source: RefSeq, a predicted model, not a curated record
AUGCCGGUCCGCUGCCGGCUUCCCACGAUCACCACGCUCAGACCCACGGUUCAUGUGCCUUUUCGAGAAGAAAUCUGCCUUUUGGUUGGGCGAAGCCCCGCCAUCAGGUCACAGAAGCUGCCCGAGACUGACUCAGCCAGCAUGGAGCGGGGGGCUGUGCGCGCCCCCUGCGAACACGCUGAGGCUGGAGCGCUGGCCCAGGGCUGCUGCAGAAACCGUGAACUUCCGGAGGAGGCUCAUGGAACCGGGAACCAGGAGCCCAGGAGCCCUCCGAGGCCCGAGGUGCCUUACUGCGACCUGCCCAGCCGCCCGCCUGCCUCUGAGCCCCCCGCGGGGGUCACCAUCUCCGGCUGCACAGCUCCAACGGGCCCGGGCCCCCGCUCAGGCACCCCCGAGAGGGACCCAGUGGCCGAGUGCCCCAGCGCCUCUGGAAGCAGAAGCUGGGACCCCGAGUCUGUGCCCUAUCUAGAGGGCCUGACCCCGGCCCCGGGGGGCAGCUGGGACCAGGACGAGGACAGUGACUCCACUACCAGUUCCAGCUCUGACGGUGGCGACGCCCCUGAUGAUACCAGCAACUCCUCUGUGGGGUGGCAGGAGAGACACGGCUGCGAGCAUCUCCCCACCAUGAUCCCGAGGAAGACGCAGGAGGGGCCCAGAGCAGACAGUGCUCGCCCAGCUGCAGUGCCCGCCCGGUCCCCCGCGGGAGAAGACGCCUCUGGACAGAGGAAGGAGGAUCCCGGUGGCGGGUGCCGGAGUGCUGGCCAGCGCUGGGCAAAGCUCCGGGGAGAGAGUGGCCACUUCCUGGACCGCCACCGGCCCGCGCUCAGCCCAGCCCCCGGCACGGAUGCCCCAGGGGGGCCGCGCAGUGGCACCACCCCGACCCCUGGUCACCGUGGCUCUGCCCACAGGGACACUGUCCCGGCUGCUUCCACACCGCCUGAGGCCCGACCCUCCCCGUGGGACAAGGCCAGGACCUUAGUCACCCCCCAGGAGCCCUCCCGGGCCUCUGCCACCCAGCACAGCCGCCUUGGAGCCCCGUCCCCCUCCAGGGUCGCCCAGAGGGACAACGCCAGAGCCUCCUCCGCCCAGCGCAGCGACUCGCAAGGUUCCUCACCCACCAGAGCCCCCCAACAAGAACAUUCUAGAACUUCAUCCCUCCAGCAGGAAAACCCUUCAGACCCUUUUCCUCACCCACAGGACAGGCACAGAACAACUUGUAGCCAACAGGACCAGCCCAGAGCCUCCUCACCCCACAGAACCCCUCAAAGGGGAACUUCCAGAACAUUCUGUGCCCAACAAGACAGCCUCAGAGCUUCCUCGCCCCACAGAACCCCCCAAAAGGAAAAUUCCAGAACAUUUGGUGCUCAGCGGGACAACCCCAGAGCCUCAUCUCCCAACAGAUCCCCCCAGAAGGAAAAUUCCAGAACAUUCUGUGCCCAGCGGGACAACCUCAGAGCCUCAUCUCCCAACAGAUGCCCCCAAAAGGAAAAUUCCAGAACAUUCUGUGCCCAACGGGAUAACCCCAGCACUUCUUCACCCAUCAGAAGCCCCCAAAAGGAAAACUCCAGAACAUUCUGUGCCCAGCGGGACAACCCCAGCACCUCCUCGCCUAACAAGUCCCCCCAGAAGGAAAACUCCAGAACAUUCUGUGCCCAGCGGGACAACCCCAGCACCUCCUCGCCUAACAAGUCCCCCCAGAAGGAAAACUCCAGAACAUUCUGUGCCCAGCGGGACAACCCCAGAGCCUCGUCUCCCACCAGAACCCCCCAGCGGGACAACCCAAGGACUUGUGCCCCGCAGAGCAGCCCCAGGAGCUCCUCGACCUCACGGGACGCCCCCAGACCCUCCUGCGGCCAGCGGGGUAACGGCCGGCCCUCGCCCACCCCCCGGGAGCCCCCGCCGGCCUCUCCCCCGGGGAGGGACAACCCGGGGGCCUCCCCGCCCGGCCGACCCCGCCGGGGCGCCAGCAGGGGCCCCCCCCGGAGCCACUCCCCGCACCGGACCAACCGGGACAUCCCCUGGGCCUCCUUCCCGCUGCGGCCCACCCAGGGCGACGGCCCCCGGCCCGCGUCCCCCGCGCGCGCCAAGCAGAGCGAGGUGCCCUGGGCGUCCAUCGCGCUCCGGCCCACGCAGGGCGACCGCGCCCCCCGCCCGCGUCCCCCGCCCGGCCGGCCCGGACCCCCUGCCAGCCCCCGGGCCCGCCGGGCGCCCCCCCGCCCCGCCGCCCGCACUGCGCCCCCGGCCCCCAUGGAGCCGCCGCCCGCCUGCGCCGUGUGCAUCGGGCACCGCGACGCCCCGCGCGCCUCGUCGCCGCCCCGCCACCUGCAGCACGACCCCUUCCCCUUCUUCCCCGACCCCCGCGCCUCCGAGGGCGACGGGCCCCGCCACGAGCCCCCCUACGUGCCCCCCGCCGUGUGCAUCGGCCACCGCGACGCGCCCCGCGCCUCGUCGCCGCCGCGCCACGCGCAGUUCGACCCGUUCCCGUUCCUGCCCGACGGGGCGGGCGCGCAGGACGCGGGGCCGCACCACGAGCCGCCGCAGUUCCCGCCGUUCGCCUGCAUCGGGCACCGCGACGCGCCGCGGGCCUCGUCCCCGCCGCGCCAGCCCCCCGAGCCCGGCCCGCUGCUGCGCGACCCGGCCCGGGCCAGCGCCGAGAGCCUCGCGGCCGCCUCCGCGGACCCCCCGCACGCGCCCGGCCCCGUGUGCAUCGGCCACCGCGACGCGCCCGGCUUCUCGGCGCCGCCGCGCCAGGGCCCCGCCGCCGAGCCGGGCCUCUGCCUCCAGGACGCCCCCGGGGCCAGCCUGGAGAGCCUGGUCGCCGCCUCCGACUCCCUGCGCGGCUCGCCGGGGCCGCCCGUGUGCAUCGGGCACCGGGACGCGCCGCGCGCCUCGUCCCCGCCCCGCCACCCGCCCAGCGACCUGGCGCUCCUGGCGACCUCGCCGCCCCCGGGCGGCUCGGGGGGCUCCCGGGGCUCCGCGCCCCCCGGGGAGACCAGGCACAACCUGGAGCGGGAGGAGUACUCGGUGCUGGCCGACCUGCCGCCCCCCCGGAGGCGGGUCCAGCGGGAGCCCCCCCAGCCCCGGCCCCCCAGCCCCGGCCGCGCCGAGGUGGAGCGCCUCUUCGGGCAGGAGCGCAGGAAGUCUGAGGCGCCGGGGGCCUUCCAGGCCCGGGAGGAGGGGCGCUCGCGGCAGUCGGGCCCCGGCCAGAUGCAGCUUCUCCGGACACAGUCCAGCCCUGCUCUGGGCAGGGAGGUGACCCCACAAGCAGAGCCUGCCCGCCGGAGCCGCGCAGACCCCAGGAGCCCCCAGAGGCGACCCCCAGACACCUCACCGCCCCCGAGGACCUCAGCCAGGACCCCCGAGAGAGAGCGGCGGGCCGAGAGCGUGCGGGGGCGAGACCCCGCAACCCCAAGACAGCCUGUGGGGGGCUGGUCGGGGCCGGACCCACCCACAGGCUGCCCGGCUGCCCACAGGCGCCCGGAGGGAAGCUGGACCAGCCUGGAGGAGGCGGCCCUGGACCGGGGCGCGCGAAACUGCACCAUCGGGGCCCCGGAGGGAGCAGGGCGGGCUCCCCCCGGGGAGUCCGGGGGGCGUUGGGGGGAACUGGGUGCGCCCCCCUGCCACGGAGGACAUUCAGGGGCCUGGGAGGCGGCCCCCCGGAAUGGACCACGGGAGCCCCCGCACAGGACGGCCCCGAGGGGCUGGGGCAGCCUUCAGGAGCUGUUCGGCCCCCAUCAGCCCAGGGGUCCCCCGGACAGCACCCGCGGGGGCCCCGCGGGGUUUUCAGCAUCCCGGUGGCCCGAGACCCCCCCAGACAGAGGGCCCGGGGUGGCGUGCCCGCACCAGCCCGGCACCCCCGAGAAGCGCCCCGAGUUUGACUGGCGGGACCUGGUGGGCCUCCUGGGGGCGCGGGAACCCGCGGGGUCCCCCAGCCUCCCGCGGCUGUGCUGGGACCGGCUGCUGGAGCUGCUGCAGGCGCCGCUGCCCCGCAGGGACCCCGGGCCCACGCACGACCCCCAGGCGCCCGUGCCGCACAGCCAGCCCGAGGGCGCGAUCCUGGCGCCCCUGCUCAACGGACACGACCCAGGCCAGGGGCCCCCGGGCGAGGGCCAGGAGCCCAGCCCUGCCUGCACCCCCGCCCCGUGGCCAAGCACCGAAGUGGACACCAGUGGCCAGGAGACGACGGUCCCUUGCGACCUGGAGGAGGCGCCCAGUUUGCCAGAGGAGAAGUUACACUCAGAGGAGCCGGAGGAGUCAGACCCGAACCAAGGCCCAGAUGCACCAGAGCAGAAGCAGAAGCAGGCUGACUCGGCAGACAAGAGGCCAGCCGAGGGCAAGGCGGGCAGCCCACUCAAGGGCCGACUGGUGACCUCAUGGCGGAUGCCCGGGGACCGCCCCACGCUGUUCAAUCCGUUCCUGUUGUCCCUGGGGGUCCACAGGUGGCAAAGGCCCGACCUGCUCAACUUCAAGAAGGGAUGGAUGUCGAUCCUGGACGAGCCGGGCGAGUGGAAGAAGCACUGGUUUGUGCUCACCGACUCCAGCCUCAAGUACUACCGGGACUCCACUGCCGAGGAGGCAGAUGAGCUGGACGGGGAGGUGGACCUCCGGGCCUGCACCGACGUCACCGAGUACGCAGUGCAGCGCAACUAUGGCUUCCAGAUCCACACCAAGGACGCCGUCUACACCUUGUCGGCCAUGACCUCGGGCAUCCGGAGGAACUGGAUCGAGGCCCUGAGGAAGACUGUGCGGCCCGCCUCGGCGCCCGAUGUCACCAAGCUCUCGGACAGCAACAAGGAGAACACGCUGCACAGCUACGGCGCCCCCAAAGGCACCCUGAGGGCGGGAGAGCCGCGCGGGGGUUCGACCCGGAGGUCCGACGGACCGCGGCCGGCGCUGGACUACGUGGAACUGUCGCCGCUGAGCCAGGGGUCCCCGCAGCGGGCGCGCCCCCCCACGCGGCCCCUCGACCGGCCGGCCAAGCAGGAGGAGCUGGAGCGGGACCUGGCCCAGCGCUCCGAGGAGCGGCGCCGGUGGUUCGAGGCCACAGACGGCGGCAGCCGGGGCUCCGAGCCGGCCGCGGGCACCGGGGAGACGCCUCGCCGGGGCCUGGGCGCCCCCCUGACCGAGGGCCAGCAGAGCCGCCUCAGCGAGGAGAUCGAGAAGAAGUGGCAGGAGCUGGAGAGGCUCCCACUGCGCGAGGGUCGCCGGGUGCCGCUGUCCGCCCUCCUCAACCAGGGCCGCAGCGACGGCCACGAGGCGCUGGAGAGAGAGGUGCAGUCGCUUCGAGCACAGCUGGAGGCGUGGCGGGCCCGCGGGGAGCCCCCCGGGGCCCAGGAUGACGGCCGUGUCCCCCCAGGCUACAUCUCCCAGGAGGCCUGCGAGCGCAGCCUGGCGGAGAUGGAGUCGUCGCACCAGCAGCUGAUGGAGGAGCUGCAGCGGCACCACGCGCGCGAGCUGCAGCGGCUGCAGCAGGAGAAGGAGCGGCUCCUGGCCGAGGAGACGGCGGCCACCGCCUCGGCCAUCGAAGCUGUGAAGAAGGCCUACAAGGAGGAGCUGAGCCGGGAGCUGAGCAAGACUCGGGGCGUCCAGCAGGGCCCCGAUGGCCUGCGGAAGCAGCACCAGUCGGACGUGGAGGCGCUGCGGCGCGAGCUGCAGGUGCUGUCGGAGGGCUACUCGCAGAAGUGCCUGGAGAUUGGCGCGCUGACGCGGCAGGCCGAGGAGCGCGAGCACCAGCUGCGCUGCUGCCAGCAGGAGGGCCAGGAGCUGCUGCGCCACAACCAGGACCUGCACGCACGCCUGUCCGAGGAGAUCGAGCGGCUGCGCAGCUUCAUCGCGUCGCAGGGCGCGGGCAACGGCUGCGGGCGCGGCGGGGAGCAGCGGAGCUCGUGCGAGCUGGAGGUGCUGCUCCGGGUGAAGGAGAACGAGCUGCAGUACUUGAAGAGGGAGGUGCAGGCCCUCCGGGAUGAACUGCAGACGCUGCAGAAGGACAAGCGCUUCAGCUCCGGGCAGUACCAGGACGUGUACGUGGAGCUCAACCACAUCAAGACGCGCUCGGAGCGGGAGAUCGAGCAGCUGAAGGAGCACCUGCGCCUGGCCAUGGCGGCGCUGCAGGAGCGGGCCGGGCCGCGCAACAGCCUGGCCGACUAGAGGUCCCGGCCACAAGCCCGUCACCCUCCUGUCCUGCCGGACGGAAGUCAGAAGCCAAGCUUUCUCCCCACCUAUGAGGGCCGCACCCGCACACACACCCGCAGAACACACAAGCCCAACACACCCAACACACAGGCAUGCCCACAUGUGCACGGUCUCACACACACACACACACACAUUCACACGUGCGCGGAAACACACACAUUCAUACGUGCUCAGGCACAGACUCAGUCACACAUGCGCAGACACAAACACACACACACACACACACGUGUGCGGGCACACCCAUGCACGGGCACACAGACACCCACGUGUACGCGGGCACAGACACGCACGCCCGCGCGCACACACCCUCUGCGUAUCUGAGCGCGUCCCUCACACUGGGUCUUAUUUGCACCUUCUUCCGGAUUUUAUAUGUGAAGAGAUUUUUAUAUAGAUUUUCUCCUUUGUUCCAAACACUUUAUACUUUUGAGCAAUCCUCGGUGGCCGCGUCCCGGCUGCCCAGAGCCGGACCCUUCUCCCCACCCUACCUCCCACUAACUACUUCCUGUCGCGGAGGCCCCCCCGGGCCCUGGACCCUGGACAGAGAGACAGACGGAGAGGGGGAGCCGGCAGCGGGCCCCAGCCCCCUCGCGAUCCAGAGCCGUGGGCCCGCCCGAGGCCCCCAUGAAGAUGCGUCUCUCCUGCCCCAAGAACCUUCUUAACUUAAUAAA